Molecule: messenger RNA, 165 nt
Organism: Dibothriocephalus latus
Lineage: Eukaryota; Metazoa; Platyhelminthes; Cestoda; Diphyllobothriidea; Diphyllobothriidae
Source: the annotation of a GenBank genome assembly
GACGCCGCCAAAAUGGUCAAGGAAGGACUUGAGCAGAGGACCGGUCCAGGCUGGCACGUUAUCGUGGGUCCGGGCUUUGGGUUCGAGAUCUCCUACGAAGUGAAGAACAUACUCUACAUGUACUUUGGUGGCAACACGGGCAUCUUACUGUGGAAGUGCUCCUAG